Molecule: messenger RNA, 1383 nt
Organism: Morus notabilis
Lineage: Eukaryota; Viridiplantae; Streptophyta; Magnoliopsida; Rosales; Moraceae
Product: SNF1-related protein kinase regulatory subunit beta-2
Exons: 5
Coding region: 337-1197 (286 amino acids)
Molecular function (GO): protein binding
Source: RefSeq, a predicted model, not a curated record
AAAACAGGGUUUUCCAUUGCUGACACAAACAUUGAAAAGCAUGCCCCAUUAUUAGUCUAGGGAAGGAUCUUCCAAAUUCAUUGGAGAAUCUAUUCGCUGUUCAUUAUGCAGUUUCCUUUGUAACACAGAGUUUUUAGAGGGAGGGAGGGGGAGAGAGAGAGAGAGAGAGAGAGAGAGAGAGAGAGAGAGAGAGAGACCAAAUUGCACUUUUCACUUGGUGAUUAUACUAAAGGCUGUCAAAGCUGCGAUUCUGAGAAAAACAAUGCUCCCACAAUCCCUUUGGUCAAUCUUCUGUUGGGUUUCUUGCGUUUCCCCAAUUCAUUCACACAGAUAGUGAUGGGUAAUGCUAGCGGUGGAAAUGAUGGAGAAGGUCCUUCUGGGACUAAAAAGUUAGAAGGAAAUUAUGGAGGGGUGUAUUUAGAAACGUCACCAUCAGAUCAUGGUGUGUUUUCAGAACCCAUGGAAGCUCACCCUCCUCCUAACAGUCCUAGGUCAUACCAGUCAAAUCUCUUAUUUGCUCCUCAUCAUGACCUUAGAGUACCUCUUCAAAGACAUGAAGGGCUAAUCCAAUCCCUUCAACACUCAAUGAGCAAUCAUGUUAUAUCGAAUAAUAUGCAUUCGAGUCGGGUAAAGCUCUCUUGGGAUAAUGGUGGCAAGCAAGUUGCUGUCACCGGAUCAUGGGACAACUGGGAAACUAGAGAGCUCUUGCAGCGCACAGGUAAUGGCGGUUUCUAUAUCAUAAAGUUGCUGCCGCCCGGUGAAUACCGGUACCUAUUUAUAGUAGAUGGCUAUUUGAGGUGUGCCCCUGACUUGCCAUGGAUCUGUGAUGGUUCAGGGAAUGCUUACAAUGUUUUGGAUUUGCAGAAAUGUGAUUCAGAAUUGCCUGAAAGCCUAUGGGAUUUCGAAUCUCCAUCAUCCCCUCCUUCGAGCUACGACAACAAGUACUUAAAUGAAGAUGAUUUUAGUAAGCCGCCACCGGAAACGCCACCUCAACUGCAAGCUUCAAUUCUUAAUGAACCAUCGUACUCCAAUGAUGCUCAACCUCAACCUUUGACACAAUCUCAACGCUCAGAGUUGAACCAUUUGUACAUUCAGGACCAUAUCGAAGGUCAGUUCGUAGCACUUGGCUCCACUCGUAGGUUUCGCCAAAAAUAUGUAACAAUGGUGUUGUACAAGCCGAUUAGAAGAACAAAUUAAACUUGGUUUUCCUCAUCUUUAUUGUGGGAGCCAAAGCUGAUAAUGAUAUUUAAGAAGGUUGGUUGUGGAUUUAAAGCUAAAAAAUAAAAAUAAAAAAUAAAAAAAAAGCUGUUAUUUGUAAGUAGUAGUAGGACUUUUUGGCUAUAUAAGCAGUAAUGCAACCCUUAUUCAUAAGAUCUGCAACAC